Molecule: messenger RNA, 877 nt
Organism: Emiliania huxleyi CCMP1516
Lineage: Eukaryota; Haptophyta; Isochrysidales; Noelaerhabdaceae
Exons: 1
Source: RefSeq, a predicted model, not a curated record
UCCGACUCCUCCGUUCCGGCCCACUCCUCAGGUGUCCGAAAAGCUGUUUUCGCGCGUCACCAAGUACCACGCGCAAAUUGGCGCCACCGUCAAGAAGGCGCGCGCUGCUCCCAGCAGCCCCCUUCCCGCCCGGGAGCGCCUCCGCCGAUUCCGAGCGCCGCUCCCUCGCAGGACACUCUCAACCAGCUGGAGUGGAACCUGCUCACCGAAGCAAAGGAGCAGGCACGGCCGCCCCGCGAGCAGCGCCGCCGCCCCGCGCGCGCGCCCCGACCCGCCCCUUGCGCUCGCCGCGCCGCGCCCGCGCCCCUCGCCACAGCCUCCUGCCUCUCACCCCGCCUCUCUUCCUUGCUCGGCCUCCAGUUCCACCGUGGCGAGUACGAGAUGGCGCUCAACACCUUCACCGCCUGCCUCGCGGUGCGUGCCCGCCCGCCCGGGAGCCGGAGGGGCCCAGCCUGCAGCGCAGCUCCGACUCUCACCCCUCCCGCCCCGGACUUCCUCCCCGCCUCCCCUGCUGCGCCCGAGCCUCUCCCCCCCCGCCGCUCACCCCUCUCACUCGGCUCGCGCUCCCCUCGCGCUCUUCAGGUGACGGAGAAGACGCGCAACUCGAAGGACUUCGCGGUCCGCGGCGCCAUCGUCCACAACAUCGCCUCCUGCCUCCACCACCUCGGCGAGAUCGAGGCGCGCAGCCUGCUAGAGUCGCAGCCUGCUAGAGUCGCAGCCUGCUGAGUCGCAGCCUGCUAGAGUCGCAGCCGGCUAGAGUCGCAGCCUGCUAGAGUCGCAGCCUGCUAGAGUCGCAGCCUGCUAGAGUCGCAGCCUGCUAGAGUCGCAGCCUGCGCCUGCAGACCUCCGCACCGCGAGACUGCGCCCCGCGAGGCUG